Molecule: messenger RNA, 453 nt
Organism: Strongylus vulgaris
Lineage: Eukaryota; Metazoa; Nematoda; Chromadorea; Rhabditida; Strongylidae
Source: the annotation of a GenBank genome assembly
AUGCCUAAUUUGGAUCAUAUGCCAGAAUGUGAUCCAGACUACAAUGUCACUCUCACUCCGGAUAUGUAUUGCGAUAUGCGUCAAGCAAUGUCCAUGACGCAUAACAUGGACACAUCCAUGGUCCCAGAGCAUUUGAAUAAUAGCAAUGGUUCUUUGCCAACCAGUCCUACGGCCGGUUCACGGCCUUCAUUCUAUAUAGAAAGCAGCCGACAUACAUUCACAGUAACAACCAACGUGGAUAAUAGGUAUCCAAUGUACCCAGGAAUGCCCUGUCAAAGUAAUACAGCUUCGAUGCAGCCGCCACUCACCCCACAGGAACAAACUGUUCCCUCACACCAGCAUCAGCAUCAGCAACAACUUUGCAAGUCAAAUUCUCUUCCACUACAGUACUACGAGUGUGACCAGUACAAUAAUCAGCAAACUAUGGACUAUGAUGACGGAUAUUACCAAUAA